AAUCAAUAUAUUCCAGUAAACAUGGCAAAACGCAGGUCAAGGAUAUUGAUCUGAGAAAGAUGAUACAAUAAUGUAUGCAAAGGCUACUACAUAGUACGCAUGGUGUCAGUAAUCCUCUUGGAUUAAUAGAGAAACAUUAAUAAAUAUACAUAAAGGUGAGAUCUGUCACAGAGGAAAUUUCAAGAGCACACAGGAAUGAUUCAAGUGACAUCAGCACGCCUGAGUAAUGGCCCCACCCAGUGGAGAGAUGUGGUAACGACAGGAAAGUUCCUGAAGACUCUGGAGCUCCUCCAGUGAGAAUAUAAAAGCUGGGACAGUCCCACUGCUGAGACAGAAAGCAACACACACUUUAACAAGAGGACUCGACACUGAACACACACUGAGGAUGCUGUGCUCUCAUGGACUCCACUCAGUCCUCUGGCCUGUACGCGUCCUGAAGCCAGAGGUCAGACCCCUGCUCCACCAGCAGGAUCUACUGCAGAGAAACCUACAGGAGCUCCGCAGCAGUCUGGAGCUGAUGGACAAACUUCAACACAAGAUCCAGGAGGAGACGGAGCCUUUCCAAACCAGCAUGGCCGUGCAGCUGGAGGAAGAGGGAGAGCACUUCGGCCUGACCCUGGACACUCGAGGCUUUUCCCCAGAGGAGCUGUCUGUCAGACAGGAGGGCAGGAAGCUGAGAGUCAGCGGGAAGACAGAGAAGAAGCAGGAGGACGGGAAAGGCUCCUACUCUUACAGACUCCAGGAGUUCAGACAGGAGAUUGAUCUGCCCCAAGGAUCCAACCCUGAAGCCGUCACCUGCUGCCUGGCUCCAGACGGGAAGCUCCACAUCCAGGCAGCCAAAGCUCCAUGUGUUCAGGAGGCUGAGAGAGAGCUGACUAUCAAGAGGAGCUCGGAGGAGGAGACACACACAGACGACAGCAGCACACAGGGCACACCUGGAAACAUGGACUCACCUGCAUGAUGUUGUUGAACUUGUAUAGAUUAACUUUCAGUAAAAUGAUUGAAUUAUAAUCAUAUAAGCUUUUGUAUACAUGAAAAUGUUUAACAGAUAGAUUAAAAAGUUGAUUCAUAUUCUCCACUUUCUUUUGUCUGAGUUGGUGACGA
Messenger RNA from Epinephelus lanceolatus (giant grouper), 1104 nucleotides. RefSeq names its product heat shock protein 30-like. Gene Ontology annotation, biological process: response to heat; protein refolding. The record is from RefSeq and is a predicted model, not a curated record. Gene Ontology annotation, cellular component: cytoplasm; nucleus. Lineage: Eukaryota; Metazoa; Chordata; Actinopteri; Perciformes; Serranidae.